CUAUUUUCUAGAGAGAGAGAAGGGUUCUUCUGUGUUUCUUGUAAUGGCAAAGAACACAUCCUCUGUACAAGAAGAAGCUCCAACUCAUGGCCUCCAUUGCAAAACAUGGGUGCUGCGAGUCUCCAUCCACUGCCAAGGUUGCAAGAGGAAAGUCAGCAAAAUCCUCUUAGCCAUCCACGGUGUUUACACGGUAGCUGUAGAUAUGAAGAAACAGAGAGUCACCGUGACGGGAAACGUUGAAGCAGAGACAUUGAUCACGAAACUCUCAAACAAAGGGAAAAGGGCUUCGAUUUGUGACAACGAAUCCAAGAAUUCUAAAUCAAACCAUGCAGGCAAUCAAGAAGAAGAGAACAACAGCCAGAAGAAGAAGAACAAGAAGAAGCAGAAACAGAGUGAAAACAGGGGAGCCCAUGAAGAAGAAGCAUCAAAGGCAAUGAUGGCAACCAUUCCAGACGAAAACUCGUCACCAAAUAAACAAACCGUCGCUAAAGACUCUCCAGGUAACCUCUCUAGCGGAGAAAAGAAGCGGAGAGAGGGUAAAAAUAAAACAGAGAAGGAGGGGGAUCAUGUUAAUGUCGAUCCUAACUCUGCUAGUAGUAGCUCUGUUCCUCCGUUUUCUUCUGGUUACAAUAGGUAUCAACAAAUGACGACGAAUCAGGUUCUUCCGUCGCCAUAUCCGUAUCCACCACCACAGCAGUAUUUCUACUUCCCUGCUGCUGUGAAUGCCGCUCCGAAUCCUUUCUAUCUCUACGCUCAGCAGCAAGCGAAUCCAUUUGGAUAUCAAAGCCAGCUGCCUCCGCCGCAGCAGUCCAUGGGGCAGGGGCUGGACUCUUCUCUGCAGAUUUUUAGUGACGAGAAUGUCAAUGGAUGCUCUGUUAUGUAAUGUAGUUCUGUAAUCCGUGGCCGAUUAGGAUUUUGGGGUGGUGGGGUGGAGGAGAUGUAACUCUUCAGGGUUUAGAUGUGUUAGCUUUUGAGUUUUUGUGGGUGCGUUCUUGGUAAAGAUGGCAAACUUUUGUGCUUCUAUGAUGGGCAAAAUUGCAAACCCAAUUUGCCCAAUUGCAACUUGUUUGGUGAUUUUGAGUUUUCAAUGUUGUUUCUUAUGGUUCAUU
Molecule: messenger RNA, 1109 nt
Organism: Linum tenue
Lineage: Eukaryota; Viridiplantae; Streptophyta; Magnoliopsida; Malpighiales; Linaceae
Source: the annotation of a GenBank genome assembly